Molecule: messenger RNA, 1014 nt
Organism: Daphnia pulicaria
Lineage: Eukaryota; Metazoa; Arthropoda; Branchiopoda; Diplostraca; Daphniidae
Product: protein strawberry notch homolog 1-like
Exons: 4
Coding region: 1-1014 (337 amino acids)
Biological process (GO): regulation of DNA-templated transcription
Cellular component (GO): nucleus
Molecular function (GO): chromatin DNA binding; histone binding
Source: RefSeq, a predicted model, not a curated record
AUGAACAAACAAGAGAUUGCUAGACGAAUUAUGAUGAAAAGGCAUACCCAAAGACUGCCGGAAGGAUCUCGAGCUGGAUUUCUUGUCGGAGACGGAGCCAGAGUGGGCAAAGGUCGAAUUGCUGCCGAAAUUAUCUUCGAGAACUUUUUACGAGGCCGUAAAAACUCUAUCUGGCUCUCAGUGUCGAACGAACACAAAUACGAUGCCAAGUGGGAUUUACGUGAUAUCGGCACCGACCAAAUUGCCUUCCACCAUUUGUACACCUCUAAACGCUCCCUCGUCUCUGCUGGAGAUGUUUUCGGUUCAGUAAAAGAAGGUGUCGUAUUCUCUACUUUCUUCAAUCUGACCGAGUUCUCGUAUUUCCGUAAGAAAUACCAAUCGAGCCUUGACGAGCGGUUUGAUUGGUGUGGGCAAGAUUUUUAUGUCGUCAUCAUUUUCGACGAAUGUCAUCAAACUAAGAAACAAUUUUACAACAACGUGAGGACUGGAACAAACAUUGAAUUUGCAGUUUUGAAACUACAGGCCAGAUUACCAAAUGCAAGGAUCGUCUACAUGUGUGCAACUGGCAUUUCAGAACCCAUCAAUAUGGGAUACAUGACCCGCCUUGGAUUAUGGGGCCAAGGAACUGCGUUCCAUGAAUUUGACCAUUUCGUGGAAGCCUUUGAGGAUAUGGGUUGCAUGGAAUUGGUGGGCAUGGAGAAGCAACGCGGAAUGUACUUGGCACGUCAACUUUCUUUUGAAGACGUCGUUUUCGACAUAUUUGAAGUUGACGUGGAUCAGAAUCUCGUCAAAAUUUACGACCAAUCUGUUGCACUGUGGGAGGAAUUCUUAAAAUCUUCACAUCAAUCUUUCACAAAAGCCGAAAAUCGCCAAACCAUUGAUCGAGAUGCUCAUCGAACAUUUUGGUUACACUUUUGGGCUGCACAAUCUGAUUUCUUCAAGUACCUUUGCAUUUCAGCCAAGAUAUGGGACGCCGCCUUAAUGGCUCAACAAGCCUGUGGUCAGGUUAUUUAA